Molecule: messenger RNA, 498 nt
Organism: Hirsutella rhossiliensis
Lineage: Eukaryota; Fungi; Ascomycota; Sordariomycetes; Hypocreales; Ophiocordycipitaceae
Product: putative necrosis-inducing factor domain-containing protein
Exons: 1
Coding region: 1-498 (165 amino acids)
Source: RefSeq, a predicted model, not a curated record
AUGUCGCUCCUCCUCGUCCUCCUCCUCGCCCUGGAGCCCCAAGUCGUCGUCGCCGCCGCCCUCGCCUACGGCUCUCCCUUUACCAACGCGACGGGCAUCUCGUGGAGGCCCUCGCAGGCCGCCCAGCGCACCUGCGGCCCCAUCACUUUUGCCGCGGACCCCAACCUCGAUCCCGCAAACUGGCGCCAGUGUGCCGCCCUCUACAGCCACUGGACCUCAGAGAACGGCACCUUUGGCGUCGCAAACGCAGACCACGGCCCCUCCUACAGGCCCAUUGUGGGCCAGACCGACUGCGCCCUCGCCGUCGCGCCGCUUGCCUCGACCACGGGCCCUUACCUGGUUGGCAGCAAGGACAUCGAGGCCAUCCUGCAGCGCAGCCUCCGUGACUUCUCGUACGGCUCCUUGCUCGCCGUCAACGGCACCGUCGACUGCGACGUGGCAAGCGGCGGCCGCGCCCCAAUGUCUUGGAAGAUCUCCAAACCUGAUGGCGUUCAGUAG